Molecule: messenger RNA, 4597 nt
Organism: Aedes aegypti (yellow fever mosquito)
Lineage: Eukaryota; Metazoa; Arthropoda; Insecta; Diptera; Culicidae
Product: protein TEX261
Exons: 4
Coding region: 215-814 (199 amino acids)
Biological process (GO): endoplasmic reticulum to Golgi vesicle-mediated transport
Cellular component (GO): endoplasmic reticulum membrane; COPII-coated ER to Golgi transport vesicle; Golgi membrane
Molecular function (GO): COPII receptor activity
Source: RefSeq, a predicted model, not a curated record
CGCUUUUUGUUGCCCUUCCACAUCGCAGUUUUUCAUAAUAUCGAUGCGACCGAUACAGAACAAAACGAAAUCGAGUGACGAUUGUGAGAAAACUAUUAAUUUUUAAGAAAAUGGAUUCAUAAAGUAAGACAGUUUAGUUAGUUUAUAAGUGUAGAAAGUUGUGCACAUUAUUUGUCGCAUCCAGUGACCGAAUCCGGGAUACCCCGAGAGCAAAAUGACUUUCCUUAGUUUGCUGAGUUACUUCUCGCUGCUGGUGCAGAUCUGCUUCGUGACCGUGUCCAUAGCUGCUGGCCUCUAUUACCUUGCCGAGUUGGUAGAGGAGUAUACGGUCAUGGCCAAAAAGGCCAUCACAUGGAUGAUCAUGGGUUCCGUUCUGUUGUACAUCGUUUUCAUUUUUACGGAACGUUUCUCGUGGACACUAAUACUCUGCGGUCUUGGGGCGCAGGCCCUUCAUGCAGCCAUCCUGAAGAACUUCCCGUACGUGAAGUUCCUAUCGCCCUGCUUCCUAGGUGCUGUGAUAUUACUCCUGGCCAAUCAUUACUUGGCGUUCAUCUAUUUCCAGCAGCAAUUCCAUCCAUUCACCGAGGUAAUGGCAUACUUCACACUGUGCCUGUGGCUGGUGCCAUUCGCACUGUUCGUGUCUCUCUCAGCCAAUGACAAUGUCCUGCCGACGAGCAACGAGAGGACGCAUCUGUUAAGUGAUAACGACGUGGUGACGAACUACUUCUCCAGCCGCAAGAAGAUCGGUCUGCUUUCUUUGUUCAACUACGCGAAGGAAUCGCUUCUGCCCGAACGAAACAAAAAAGCAUUUUAGUUGUACUUAAAUGAUCUCCAGUUAUUACGUAAAACCACCCGCCAGUUGGAGGGUGUUAAUAGGGACUGUAAAUGUUUUGCCAUCAUUUGUACGACCACUAGGGUGUAAGCGUGUAAGGUACACUGUGUAACAUAAUGACGAAACUACAUAAAAUCUUAAGGUACGCACCUCAAAUGUGUUCUUUUGAACCCCCAUAAGCUACUGUGAAUGUUUGAGCGGAAUUCAUCCAAUCUGAAGGGUCUAAACGAGCUUGAAACUUGUAUGGAAAACCGUUCUAGUAUACCGUGAUGCUAUCAUAUUUCGCGCAUGCUCCUAAUUUCGCUCACUGCCAUAUUAUCCAUAUUUUUUGUUGUUACAUAUUAGACUAUAUGAUUACAUUUAAUGUAACUAUGAUUGAAGACAAUUAUUAAAGAUACUAGCCAGCAAAAAAUAAUUUCGCAAAAUAUGUUUAAAUUGUCAGUGAGCGAAAUUAGGAGCGCGCGCGACAUAUGGGUGCUUUACGGUAGGAGAAAAACUGUUCUAACUACAUUUGAGUCGAGUCAAGUACACGACACUGAAGACGGCUGCCAAAGGAUACAACUAGAUCUAGUGGAAUUAAAUGGUAUAGUACUAAAUUCAUACUUACAUUUUGAGCAUAAAUUGUAAAGAUUCUCCUAUCAGUAUAGAGAAAAGACGGGAAGAAAUAUGUUUAGUAAGUGCUCCGAUUUCGUUCAAAUUUAGUGACUUGAACAACGUUAGGCCUUUAGGCCUCAUCCACAAAUUACGUAACGCUCUAGGGGGAGGGGGAGUAGGCUCAAGCGUUACGUCUCAUACAAAUUUUUCAAUUUUUCCACACAAUGCGUUACGGAGGGAGGGGAAGGGGUUCAAAUUUUAGCGUUACGUAAUAAAUGGACGCUGCCUUACUUUUUUGGCAUUAAGAUGUCUUUGUUUCGGUAAGGAUGCUCCUAAAACUUUUUUUUCUAGCGUUCUCACCCCACGGGCUCACAAAGCAGUUUUAAAAAUACAUGUACACAAAAAUACGGUUUCUAGGACUAUAUAUUUUUUUCAAUGUUUGUAGUAUUUUAUUAAAUAUUUUUUCCUCAAAAAUGGUUCACUUGCAGUUCACGUUUGCAUGAAAAUUAAGCAUUAUUCUGUACUAGAAAGCAGUUGAAACACUUUCAAGACCUUCUUUUGUUGAUUUUAGAAAGAGAAAUGUGGUUAUUAAAUGUUAAGGAUGUUUGGCAGGUGGUUUCUUCAGCUUUAAAUAAUAAUUGUCUACUGGUAACAUUUUGCUAGUGAUUUUCCUGUUAAGAAAUCCUGUGAAUUCCAGGAGGAAUCUGUUGUUCAGAAUUAUCAAUGAAUUUGAAUUUUUUGCCGCUUUUAUUGAAGCGAAUUACCUUACAGAACUUCAUUACCAAAACUAAAAUGUGUUAGAUGCAAGGCAAAGUUUUGGCGAAAACUUUAAAUUAAAUAUAUUCGUGGACAAAUGAAAUAAAGCUAUUUAAUUCUAGAACAGAUGGGUUAAUUCUACGAGUGGCGUGAGGUGACAAAUGUCGGUAUCGUAUAGCGAGGUGACAAUUCUCGACUCAGAUCAUCGUAGAAAUUCAUCAAGGCAUACUUAGAAUUCACACAAGUUUCAUCAGAAAUUACACGCGAAUUUUUCAAAAUUUUCUUCAGAAAAAUCUGAAAAAAAUCCUUUACAUUUCCCUUAAGACAUCUCUUGACGAAUGAUUAGGACAAAUCUUUAACCUUCAAGGAUCCUUCAUCAAAAUCAUCGUCAUCAUCGAAACUUCAAAUUUUUGGAGGAAAAUGUCUUCACUGUGUUUUUUUGAUUGAAGAAUAGAAUCCAGUGAACACAUUUUCAUGUGAACUCUCUCACAAUAUCUUUAAAAUCAACAAUCCAGUGAACACAUUAUAUUAUAUACACACAAGUUUUUUUUUUUUUGUUUUCAGGUAAGAGCGCUCUAGAGUUCUUGUUUCCAAGACGAUCAUUACCAACCCUGAUUUCCCCAAGAUAUCAUCUAUAAAAAAUACAAUUUUUUGGGUACGUAGGAAAAGUCAAUUUGUUCUUAAGUACGAAUAGACUAUUUUCUUCAUAUCUGGCUUUGACGGUUCAAAGUAUUUUCAGAUCAUUUGAUAAGCAUUCUUGGUUUUCGUGAAGGUUAUAACAAAUUCAUCUAUUCUUUUCUUACUUUGUUUUCACAUUUAUAACAAUCCGAUUUUUUGAUUGAAGUCACAAAUACUUUAUCGUUAGACUUUUUGUUUAAGUGUUUCGAAGCCGAACUUCUGAAAAAUUCGUCAAUCAUUUCUGUAAUUUGAUAUUUAUGUAAUUUUCAAAACCUGAAAAUAUCAAGGAAUUUGAAUUCUGUAAAUGAUGAGACACCCUUUAGAAAAAUUAUUCUAACAGAGGCCUUAGAAUAAUUCAAAAAACAUUUUCUGAUUUGUUUUCAAAUGGACUUGCUAGCAGCAUUCUGAACUAAGCAAUAAAGAACAGAUACCUUCUACAAUGUCUGACAGAAUUCAUUCACAAUAAUUUUAUGAAUUUCCGGCAACGCUAUUGCACUUUCUGGAAAAAAAUCCUCAUUUUUUAACAGAAUUGACAGACAGAAAUUCAAAGCUUUCGAAUAAAUUGUCGGCGAAUCGGUCGGAGCAGCUUUGUUGAAAUUUCUUCAUAAGGUGAAUUUGCAAAUCCCUCCGGGGUUUCCUCCAAUAUUUUAGAAAUUGUACCAGAACUUGCUUUAGUUCUGUCUGAAAUCCAACCUAGUUUCCCGCCUAGUUUAAAAAAAUAUGCAAAGAUCGUCGCCAUAAGUUCCGCCAGAAUCGUUUCCGAAAGUUGGACGAUGUUUCAACAUAAACUUCUCCCAGUAUCUCACUACUUUUAAAAUAAAUCUUCGAGUUGUUUAGUGGAAUACCUAUAAGUAAAUGAAAAACAGAAUUCAGUACUAUGCCAUUUAAUUCCACUGUAAAGGAUCUUGUCCAAAGUUUUACAAGAUACGUUCUCGCGAUUUGGCGAAGUUCAUCCAAGAAAUAGAAAUUGCACUGUCGUUCGAUGGGCGAAAGAAGCAUUAGAUUUGUCUCUCAAAGUUUUGGUACAGUAUUAAACUUGGAUUCCAAGCUGUUUCACCUAAGGCGCAAGAUACAACAUUCAAUCAUCGCCAAUUAUCAAAAUUUUAAAACCAUCAGUGUUGCGAAGAAAAUUGAAUAAAUGGUUUUUCCUGCUAUUCAGAUAGCGAUCAAAUCAUUUUGUUUUUAAUAAAUUUUAUAUCAUUUAGGCGUCAGCAUUCUCAAUUUCCGGAGCAUAACUCAAUUUUUAUUCGUCAAUCGAAUUGUGAAGUAACCUUAUUGAGAGAAAUAGUACUUUUAAUCCUUUAAAUUGAUUGAAAAGUUUAAAUAACCAGUCUAAACAGGUUCUUAUUUUCAGUUGGUAGAACAAUCAACGGGCUAGACAUGAGUUAAAUCUUCAAACAUCUCUCGAUUCAAUAUCUUGUUGGGAAACCCUGUUUUAAACCAUCAAACGUGAAUAUCAAACCUAACUUCACCUGAAAAGAUGGGAAGUUUUUGCCGAACACAUUACCUCAGAUGUUAUGCCUUUUUAAGUUAUUCAAGAUUUACGCAGAAAUGUUUCUUCCUUGAAAUUCAAAACUGAAUAUCAUAGAAAUGUGAUCCAAUUGCUAGCAUAUGCCAUAAAUCUCAAAAAAAAAAAAACUGCAAUGAACCCUAAAAGAAACUACAAACUCGUUCAGCCUUUCUUAUAAUAGACGGAAUCCGCUCAAACUUUCACAGUAGUUCCUGAGAGUCCAGAUG